AUGACUACUGGCUCCGCGAUACGUGCCAGAUGGUGCACAAUAGAGGCCGGGAACGAGAUUCAGAAUACACUCGAAUACCAGCCGACUGAAGAUGCAAAUGAAUUUGAAGCACGAAUUCUGUCCCUGAGCAUAGGAGGGAAACAAGUGGAAACGAUUGAACGUGCACGGGACGGAACGGCCUGCGCUUACAGCGCUUAUCACAGCACGAAGGGCAUAACGGCAAGCGCUCGUGGCCAUCGUGAAGAAUUAUCGAUAGCGAUGCGUGUUUUCGGCUCCGGUUAUCUUACUACUUGCCUGCAGAUCAAAUAUUACCGCCAAGAUGACCAGAGCCACUGUGAAUGGGGCGCUAGGUUGCAUUGCAUCGAGUUGGACUGCUCGAGCGUGGAGGGCCGAUUGGUUACAGUAGACCGGGAAACAUACAGGAAACUCGGCAUAGAAUCCUAG
Messenger RNA from Heterotrigona itama, 444 nucleotides. The record is from the annotation of a GenBank genome assembly. NCBI's taxonomy places the organism in Eukaryota, Metazoa, Arthropoda, Insecta, Hymenoptera, Apidae.